AUGAGUGCGACGCUUGUUGCAUCAUCAAAUCAGAUGUUUUCGACUUUCAGCCAGCCAACGCGGAGCCCGUCUCCAGCGUUCAAUCCUUUUGCGACGAACUCUGAGAACAAAGGCAGCGCAUUCGGAAUUGAUAGUGCAGGCGACUCUUCAAAGACGAAGCGACCCAAGCGAUCAUCAGCAUUUGGCGACCAGAGCGACAAUGAAGCAAAGCGAAAGGCGAAUAACCGGUUCAAGAACAAGGAUCCCAACCUGAGUGACGGAGGUGGUAGGAACAAGAGCCGGAAAGGCGACGAAAAAAAGAAGAACACUGAUCCAAAGAAAAACCCAUUCAAUACUGCCACCUUCUCCAAGAAGCAGACAGGACAAAACACGCGGGGUCAUGGAUCAACUCCAUUUGCGGCGACGCGUAACGAGUCGCGACCAACUUCAUCAUCAAGCGCCAACUCCGACGAUGAACCUAUUCCCGAAACCCAUCACUCUGACGAUCCGCAAGCGAAAAGGGUGUACGAGCAACUGCGUAAGGAUGGCGUCCACCCUCCUCAAUGGCCUUCACAGCCUGGAAAUCCCAAGAACAAGGCCGAAGUGACAAAGUUCCGCGAAAAAUACGAAACCUACCGCAGUAAGGCGCGCGCAUCUCUGACAAAGGCCGGUUUGAUCGAUGACCCAGAUAAGCGCAAAACUCUUCAGGAUGCUAUCGAUUUCAAAGGCAUCUGCGAGGAUAUGUGCCCUGAGUAUGAGAAGAUCACGCGAAUUAAUGAAAUGGACGUUCAUCAGCCCGAAAAGAACCCCAAGACUACAUACGCCAAUACACGUCGCAUGGUCAAGAAGCUCGCUCGCUCUGCCGCUGGUCAAGAAGCACCAUUGCCCAUGGAUGUUCGAUCCGUGCCGGCCCUCAAAAGGACAUUAGACUAUUUGAUUGACGACCUGUUGCGUGACGACGGCAACCUACCAGUCUUGCAUGGGUUUCUAUGGGACAGAACACGCGCAAUUCGCAGAGAUUUCACCUUCUUCUCAUCACUCACCCCCGACGAAAUGAAGAUCCAGGUCUAUGUUCUGGAGAACAUCGCGCGAUUUCAUGUUACGGCACUUCAUCUACUUACUCGAGACGGCGAAACACCUGAGGACUUCGUGGAACAGCAGGAACUGGAACAGCUUGGGAAAGCCCUUUUGUCCCUCCGCGACGCUUACGAUGAUUGUAACGAUCAGGGUAUACGAUGUGAGAACGAGCCUGAAUUCCGAGCAUACUACCUUAUCUUCCAUGCCUACGACUCGAACAUCAUAGAAACGUUGCAGCGUCAAUGGAAGCCAACCCUGUGGAAAGACUCCAAUGAGGUUCGUACGGCCGUCUUACUCGUGGAGGCUCUUCAAAAUACCCAAGACUUUCAUGGGCCUCUCAAGGAUGCACCGUCAUUAGCCGCAUCAGCUGCAUAUCAAUCGUAUUUCAGAAUAGUUGAGGAUCCAAAGGUUUCCUACACGAUGGCUUGCUUUGCAGAAUGCCACUUUCCCAGACUCCGUCGCGCUAUCUUGACCGCUAUCAAUAGAGGUCUCGCUCGGCCUCGGGAGACUUCCAAGGACGUUACUGCCGCUGUUUUGAACAAGUUUCUUCGCUUCGAUACCGUCGAGCAAGCCAUAGAAUUUGCGGAGCUUCACAAUAUCGAAUUCGGCCAAUGCGAAGAGGACCCUUCCGAUGUCAGUCGCCAAUACGCAAAACUGGACAGUCGUGGGUCUUUACCUCACCUUCGCCUUCAACAUCAGUUCUCUUAUUCUCUUGUCGAAAAGAAGCGCGGCUCAAAAUCCCUUCCAGAAGUAAUCCAUGAAACGACCUACCAAAGCGCGAACCCUCCUAAGGCUGCCAUCAACGGUUUAUCUCAAGAAAGCCUUUUUGUUCCAGAUACAAAAACCACUACCGACAAACCAACAAUCCCCACUGGACCCAAAGCUACAACGUCAAACCCCUUUUCAUCAUUUGGCAAGCCCAGUGGAUCUUGGGGGACAACAAGCCCAUCAACGGCAACUCAGAAACCCCCAUUCGCAUCUGACUUGGCUUCGACAGCCAAACGGCCUGCUGUCAACCCCUUCGCACCUACAAUAUCUGCUACUACGCCAUCCUCCGUCGGCAAUGUUUCUCUACCAGCACCUACCUCUGAGCAGCUACCUGGAUCUGGAAACAGGCCAGUACUGAACCCGUUUGCCUCUUCUUUCAAGCCACCAACUACCUCGGGUGAGCAGACACAGAGCAGUCCAUUCAGUCAACUUUCUGCCUCUCAUGAGAAAGAUACAGCAACAGGGACGACCUUCUCCUCUCUACCAGUCACUACGGCAGUUGCCGCAACAGAGAACACUUCUAGCAAAGAGAUAACAGCAGACAAGCCACAGUUUCAGACUCCCACCAUCACCUCAGCGCAACCCCCGAAGCAAUCUAGCAUCAACAUAUUUCCCCCAACGCCUCAACUAUCCUCGAGUCCCUUUAAUGCCGCAGCGCAGCCUCAAAACCCAUCUACGCCAAGCGCCAGCAGUACCACAUCGCAAGCGACGAUACCUUCAACAGCUUUCAACCUGGGCAAAACACCCGGGUUAACUGGAGAACAGAGCAAGCCAGCGACGGCCUUUUUUGACACACGACCCCCGACCACAUCAACACCUCAAUUCUCGUUCCCUUCCCUUGGAACCUCAUCGUUGUCCAAUCCUGCAUCAAACGGCGAUGGUUUUCAACUCUCAACAACCCCAGCGACCGCCCAAAUACCAAAGGAACCCAGUCCCCCUCCGGAGCCGCCAUCCCCACCUCGUGACCUACUCGGUGAUUUUACCAGAUGGUUCGUAACUGGCGAUGAUGGACUCAUGGACGAAUUCCAAGCAUUUAUGUUGGAUAAUAUACUGCAAGGCGUGUAUCGAAAAUACGUUAAGGAUGAAGAAGCCAAGAGACAAAAAGAGGAGGAAGAUCAAGCACUCGCAGAAGCACAAAAGUUUCGCGUCUACAGCUUAUCAGUCAAAUACUUCUACCGCUGGAAAGAGCAUGCGCGUGAUCGUCGCUUGAGCCAGCUUCGUCGCAGCGGCCGAGAGCAGAUGAGAGCCUACUAUCAAGCACAACGUGUAGCGCAAGCUAAGGCCCAGAGAGAAGCUGCCCGCCAAGCUGCGCGAGAGCAGGCUGAAAUCGCAGAGCUGAAUCGACCAGAACAACUGAAAGAUUUACUUAAACACAAGAAGCCAAGCAAGCGCCGUCAAGCAGCAGAAGAGGGCGCACUGCUUGCUUCCGGUGUUCUAUCCGGAAUCAGCAACGAGCAGGAAGCUGUGGCCAGGAUUGUGCGUAGGGCGCCAUCCGUCACCAGCUCCAUCUCCAGCAAACAAUCGAGCUCAUCUCUUGCAAGAAGUGGCUCCAAGACUAGAACUCUUCGGCAGCAGUUUGGUGAUCAAUCGGCCACUUUCAGACGCUCGCUGCCUCCUAUGGUUUCUCGAAAUACCGAAAGUCCAGAGCCCAGUAAUCGUGUCAGCAGAGUAUCCGAACGCUGGAGACUCAAGGCUAUGGGGAUUGUGCAGAUGCCUGAUGGAACUGCUGUUCCUGAAAGGCUGGCGAACGAGAUGCAGUAUGGAAAGAAGCAGAUAACAGGCAGUAUGGGCCCGCCUAGUAGUAGCUUCAAUCGCCGGGCCUCUAUAAGUGACCUUGGUCAUUCUGAGGAACGCCAUCGCUUAUCUGGGUCGCACGGCACCGUCGACACCACCGAAUCUGAUAGUUCUGCGAAGAACAAGAGAAAGCGGGCUACUGACGAUGACGGUGAACCAGCUCAGGAGGACCAGGCCAAGACCAGCUCGCAUAAACGGGUAAUGAGCGAUGCGCAAACUCUGAUCAACGAACUCCGUGCUAUGAGGGAGGAGAUGGAAGAGGGAGCCACUUGGUUCAAAGACCAGAAUGAUAGGAUGCAGAGUGAACUGAUGAGCAGAGGCUCGACACCCUGGGAUCAAGAUGUGUGAAAUUGUGAAUAAAGAAGCAAAGACUGCUUAUAAUGAGGAUGAACGUAUCAUCCGAAAUAUACACUGUGGUUGGAUGGAAGGGAGUUGCAUACACAUUGC
Fusarium redolens is the source of this 4065-nucleotide messenger RNA. RefSeq names its product SAC3/GANP/Nin1/mts3/eIF-3 p25 family-domain-containing protein. Gene Ontology annotation, cellular component: transcription export complex 2; cytoplasm; nucleus. The transcript has 2 exons. NCBI's taxonomy places the organism in Eukaryota, Fungi, Ascomycota, Sordariomycetes, Hypocreales, Nectriaceae. The record is from RefSeq and is a predicted model, not a curated record. The coding region runs from base 1 to 3966 and encodes 1321 amino acids. Gene Ontology annotation, biological process: mRNA export from nucleus.